Molecule: messenger RNA, 2064 nt
Organism: Closterium sp. NIES-65
Lineage: Eukaryota; Viridiplantae; Streptophyta; Zygnematophyceae; Desmidiales; Closteriaceae
Source: the annotation of a GenBank genome assembly
AUGGACGUGGACGUGAACGUGGACGUGGACGUGGACGUGGACGUGGACGUGGACGUGGACGUGGACGUGGACGUGGACGUUGGACGUGGACGUGGACGUGGACGUGGACGUGGACGUGGACGUGGACGUGGACGUGGACGUGACGUGGACAUGGACGUGGACGUGGACGUGGACGUGGACAUGGACGUGGACGUGGACUGGACAUGGACAUGGACGUGGACGUGGACGUGGACGUGGACGUGGACAUGGACGUGGACGUGGACGUGGACGUGGACAUGGACUGGACAUGGACGUGGACGUGGACGUGGACGUGGACGUGGACAUGGACGUGGACGUGGACGUGGACGUGGACGUGGACGUGGACGUGGACAUGGACAUGGACGUGGACAUGGACGUGGACGUGGACGUGGACAUGGACGUGUGGACGUGGACGUGGACAUGGACAUGGACGUGGACAUGGACGUGGACGUGGACGUGGACGUGGACAUGGACGUGGACGUGGACAUGGACGUGGACGUAGACGUGGACGUGGACGUGGACGUGGACGUGACAUGGACUGGACGUGGACGUGGACUGGACGUGGACGUGGACGUGGACGUGGACAUGGACGUGGACGUGGACAUUGACGUGGACGUGGACGUGGACGUGGACGUGGACAUGGACAUGGACGUGGACGUGGACAUGGACGUGGACGUGGACGUGGACGUGGACGUGGACUUGGACAUGGACAUGGACGUGGACGUGGACGUGGACAUGGACGUGGACAUGGACGUGGACAUGGACGUGGACGUGGACGUGGACGUGGACAUGGACAUGGACGUGGACGUGGACAUGGACGUGGACGUGGACGUGGACGUGGACUUGGACGUGGACAUGGACGUGGACUUGGACGUGGACGUGGACGUGGACAUGGACGUGGACGUGGACGUGGACGUGGACGUGGACGUGGACCUGGACGUGGACAUGGACGUGGACAUGGACGUGGACGUGGACGUGGACAUGGACGUGGACGUGGACGUGGACGUGGACGUGGACAUGGACAUGGACAUGGACGUGGAGUGGGACGUGGACGUGGACGUGGAGGUGGACGUGGACGUGGACGUGGACGUGGACAUGGACGUGGACGUGGACGUGGACGUGGACAUGGACGUGGACGUGGACAUGGACAUGGACGUGGACGUGGACGUGGACGUGGACAUGGACGUGGACCUGGACGUGGACGUGGACGUGGACGUGGACGUCGACCUGGACGUGGACGUGGACGUGGACGUGGACGUGGACAUGGACGUGGACAUGGACGUGGACGUGGACGUGGACCUGGACAUGGACGUGGACGUGGACAUGGACGUGGACGUGGACGUGGACGUUGACGUGGACGUGGACAUGGACAUGGACGUGGACGUGGACGUGGACGUGGACAUGGACAUGGACGUGGACGUGGACGUGGACGUGGACGUGGACGUGGACAUGGUCCUGGACGUGGACGUGGACUUGGACGUGGACGUGGACGUGGAUGUGGACGUGGACGUGGACGUGGACAUGGACAUGGACGUGGACGUGGACGUGGACGUGGACCUGGACGUGGACGUGGACGUGGACGUGGACAUGGACGUGGACGUGGACGUGGACGUGGACGUGGACAUGGACAUGGACGUGGACGUGGACAUGGACGUGGACGUGGACGUGGACAUGGACGUGGACGUGGACAUGGACAUGGACGUGGACGUGGACGUGGACGUGGACGUGGACAUGGACGUGGACGUGGACGUGGACGUGGACGUGGACGUGGACAUGGACAUGGACGUGGACAUGGACGUGGACGUGGACAUGGACGUAAACGUGGACGUGGACGUGGACGUGGAUGUUGACAUGGACAUGGACAUGGACGUGGACGUGGACGUGGAGUGGACGUGGACGUGGAUGUGGACGUGGACGUGGACGUGGACGUGGACAUGGAUAUGGACGUGGAGGUGGACAUGGACAUGGACGUGGACGUGGACGUGGACGUGGACAUGGACGUGGACGUGGACAUGGACGUGGACGUGGACGUGGACGUGGACGUGA